Batrachochytrium dendrobatidis JAM81 is the source of this 930-nucleotide messenger RNA. RefSeq lists its product as uncharacterized. NCBI's taxonomy places the organism in Eukaryota, Fungi, Chytridiomycota, Chytridiomycetes, Rhizophydiales. The record is from RefSeq and is a predicted model, not a curated record. The transcript has 3 exons. The coding region runs from base 1 to 930 and encodes 309 amino acids.
AUGCAUGGCGAAGAUCCAGACGUAUAUGUAAUGCGGUUUCUCCGCGCUAGAAAGUGGGUGCCCGAAGAUGCAGUCAAUAUGCUGGUCAAUAUGUUGCGAUGGAGGGCUUCUUUUGGAGUUCGUCAGAUUUUGCUAGAGGCAGAAGGUCCUUUGCACAAGUCUGAGAUGAAACGCUGCCAGAGUUACUUUUGUGGUACUGAUAAAGAAGGUCGCAUUUGCUGCUUUGUUCAUGCCAACCGACACAAUACAUCAGAUCUUGUACGUAACUUGUCAGAAAAACUAAUAGUCUUGACCAUGGAGUCGGCGUGCAUGAUACUUCAGCAACCUGAAUUUAAAAGUACCACUGCAACCAUGCUAGUUGAUUUGAGAGAUGCUGGAAUUCAGCACCAAGAUUCAAUUGCAACCCGUUUUAUGCUAAAUGUCAUGCAAAACUAUUAUCCAGAACGUUUAGGCCGAGCCUUGAUUAUUUCUGCCCCUUGGAUUUUUUCAGGGUUUUGGCAACUCAUUAAACCAUGGUUAGAUCCAGUCGUGCAAGCCAAAGUUGUUUUUGUUUCCAGAGAAGAGGUAUCCCAGUAUGUGGAUAUAUCACAGACGGUUAAGCAUCUAGGUGGAGAGAUGCGUGAUUUUGUAUACACUGAUGCUCCUGAAUCCGAACUAAACGGCAUCACAAAGCUUCGUUCAGAAAUGAGUCAGACAGAACGGGAUGAUAUUUGGGCAAGUUUCAAGCAGGGACUAGAUGAAUAUGUUGCUACUACUUUAGCAUGGUGUAAAGGAACAGACGGCGUGGAUAAUGGUGCUCGUUUAAUUGCAGCUAAAAGGAUUCAAAGCGAUUAUGUACGCUUGACUCCAAUUGUACGUGCACCCACCAACUAUCACCGAAUGGGAAUCCAUAGAGAUGAAGCAUUUAAAAGUAUUGUUACCCUUGUGUAG